This is a messenger RNA of Umbelopsis ramanniana AG, 977 nucleotides long. RefSeq lists its product as uncharacterized. Bases 65 to 943 code for a protein of 292 amino acids. The transcript has 2 exons. The record is from RefSeq and is a predicted model, not a curated record. Lineage: Eukaryota; Fungi; Mucoromycota; Umbelopsidomycetes; Umbelopsidales; Umbelopsidaceae.
AUGUUACUUUAUACGUUUUACAAACCGAGUAUCGGGCUUGUGACGUUCUGUGUUGCGAAUCAGGAUGUCCAUGUCUUUCACAAACUCAUCCAUUUGGAGCUCAGGAAUAGCUGCAUUAGCACCAGAAGAUGUGUUAAGGUUGGUACGGAUCUCAGAACCUUACGUAAAUACUACGGUAGUGCAAAAACCCCUCCAUAACGGUACUCCGGUAUAUGCCCUAGGUGUAUCCAAUCUUCAUGAGCUGGGAAAAGCUCUAUCAUCAAAUGUUCCAGUCAUCCAUAUACACCAUGAUUGCACUUCUCUCAUCCAAGAACAGCGUCGUAGGCAACGCGACCUGAAGAUGCGACGUAACAUGGAAUGGAUCACGAUUACAACGGCGUUCAGCGGUCUUUUUGCGACGUAUUGGAUGAGAAAUCAGCGAUUUAUGGGUCAUGGCGAGUCUCAGUCUGCCAUCAAAUCUCUCUUCAAUGAUUUUCAGGAGCACGUUCAUUCUUUGCUCGCCACCUUUACUAUCGCCAACCACUCCAUAUCUCAAACCAACGGCGACUCGCAUCAAGGUGUACAACCACGGUUGUCGCCUGCCGAGAUCAUUGCGACAGGAGAUAUUGCUGGGACUUCGUCACAGAAUAGCCCUACUAAACGUUCCGGUUUCUUCUUGGGGUGCCCAAUUUCAUAUGUGAAGAAUAACAAGGGCACAAUAUUGCUCACAUCAACCAUCAUUGCAUCCAUGUCGUUAUGGAUCCGCAGCCGUCAUGACUACGUCUUGAUAAAGGUUAAUUCCACUGACAGUCCGAGGCAGAUCGAACAUUUCCUUAUUCGACAAGAUGCUGCACAGUUGAACCAGUCUCUAGCCGAAAAGGCGAGGGAUGCCUUGCCCUUAUGUAUAGCAGUCGUCGCUUCGUCAGUACUGAUUCAACGAACUUGGAUGUCAAGUAACCGGUAGAAAUAAUAUAAAUGAAGCUUCUUUUUUGUUCUUC